Messenger RNA from Onthophagus taurus, 1802 nucleotides. The record is from RefSeq and is a predicted model, not a curated record. Lineage: Eukaryota; Metazoa; Arthropoda; Insecta; Coleoptera; Scarabaeidae.
UGGAUACCUGGGGUCCUCCAGUUUCAACAAAAUCCUCUUACUGCGGCAUGCGGGGCUCUGUCGCGGCGGACCUCCUUUCCCUAGCUACUCGUGGGACUUUCAUGGAACAGAGUAACAAAAAAACUUUAGUAGAGGUAGAUGCAACUCCGAGCGCAUCAAGGCAAAAAUCGCCUUCAACUAGUGAAAGCGUAGAGGACAUCACACUGUCCCCCGCUUCCUCCAGUGCCAGCAGCGUCUUAACGUCUGCGACCAUCGAACUUCAGGAGAGCAUAGAGAAGCUCCAAGUCAAGGAAAAAAAGUUAUGUGGUGCAGCACGGAAAAGGCUCAGGUGGCUGCUCAAACAAGGGCUGACUCUCGAGGAAGCCCGAGCAAAGGCCACACAGCCUAUCAGUGAGGAGGAGAAGAGGGCUAAGAGACCUCGCUCCGAAAGCACAACGCCUAAAGGGCCCGACACCAAACGAGCUGCUACUGAAAGGCGUAGCGCUCCUAGCGGAGGCAAUCUUCCGCAGGGGCAAAAGCCUACAGUUGCCAGCUUCAAGCAGGUGUUGGAAGGUAAAAAGAUGGGUAUUGCAGAUUCCCUAUUUCCAGAGGUGAACCUCACAACAGCCCAAAUGCAGGCUAUUCAAGAGGUCAUCAUCUCAAGAAUUGUGGACCUUAGCGAGGGACAUGAAGGCGACAUCAAGCCUAAGUUCCUCGGCACCACAUUUAAGGCAGGAUGGCUGGUAGUCAACUGCGAAAACCAGGAAACAGCGGACUGGAUAAAGUCCGUAACUCCAACCCUACAACCAUGGGAGGGCGCAUCCCUAAUGGCUAUCGAUGAAAAGGAGCUACCUAGAGCGACUAUCAUGAACGCCUAUUUCCCCAACAGUGCGGAUGAAAAAUCAGACCGCAUUCUAAAAAUUGUUAAAGGCCAAAACGAAGGCCUGAACACCAACGAAUGGAGGGUGCUCAAAAGGACGACCGAAGGCAGCAGUGCCUUUCUUACGUUGUCCGUUGACCAUCCCUCCGUAGAGAACCUUAAAAGAACAAACUAUAAGGUUAGCUACAAGUUCGGGCAAAUCACCCUGAGGCAAAAGAGCGGCAAGCCUACGCCACAGAAAGAAGAACCCGAACCAACACCUGGAACUUCCGGAACCGCCAAGGACCCCAAGAAGGGUAAAGGUAAGGUUAGUUCCGAAAAAAAGGGUAAGGGCAAAACUGCCGCUCCCAAAAUUGCACCCGCCAAACAAUAAUGGCGGGAGUAGGCUUCAUCCAGGCCAACAUCCAGCACUGUAAAAGCGCCUCCGACGUGCUGGUCAAGGGCUUCCACAGCCCCAACAUACAUGUUGCGUUGAUUCAGGAACCAUAUGUAUAUGGAGGAAUAGUCAGAAGACUAUCAACAAAAGCAGGGACUUGGUUGCAAUGUCAGCGGUAUUGCCGACGCCGGGAGGCAAGCAAGAGGCGAUUAUAGCCUCGGCAUACUUCCCCGGUGAUUCGGACGAUCCACCGCCACAAGAGGUAAAAGACCUCAUCGAAUAUUGCAAUAAGAGGGGGAAACAACUCCUCCUGGGCUGCGAUGCGAAUGCACAUCAUCUCGCAUGGAACAGCUCAGACACAAACAAAAGGGGUGAGUAUCUUUACCAAUACCUUCAAACUACAAAUUUAGAUAUCCUCAACAGAGGUAACGAACCGACUUUUGUUACCAAGAGUCGACAAGAGGUGCUAGACAUAAACCUAGCCACGCCUCGCCUCAGUUCGCAAAUCGCAAACUGGCAUGUUUCACGUGCAAUCACUUUAGCAGAUCACAAGCAUAUUCGCUUUGU